UUGAAAAGAAGGCACAUACUUCUGAUUGGGGUUUAGCGUGUUUUGUUUAUAAAAAAUAACAAACGGAGAUCCUAUAAGAGAGCUUACAGAACAGGUACUACAUUUCAAAUAUGUGCAAUGCCAUUUUCACUCAAAUGCCUUCAUCCAUACUUCAGUGGAAGAUGCAUUCCUGAUCAAGCACUUAGAGUCAUCCUAUAAGAUAGCUUACAGAACAUGCACUACAUUUCAAAUAUGUGCAAUGGCAUUUUCACUCAAAUGCCUUCAUCCAUACUUUAGUGGAAGAUGCAUUCCUGAUCAAGCACUCAAGAGUAAUCAUUCUUGUAAUUCAUAUGUUCAUGUUAAUUCUCUCAAAUGUCUUACUUACUUGUGGGAUAAUUAAUGUCGGUAAUCAUGUCAUGGGGGCUGUAUUUUAUUUUACAGUGCAUUUUGAGAGAAGAUAUACAACUAAAUAUGCUCAACUACACUCUGAAGGGUAAAAGGAUAAAUAAUUCUGGAUGUAAAAAGUGACUUUUGAUUCAAUUUUCAAUUUUAUAAGAAGUUGUAUUGGGCCAUCGUGUUAUGGUAUGGUGGAUGAUUCAUGAGAUCAUUGGAUGAGUGCUUGAAAUAGAUAGAUUUUGAAACUUGAAGAAAUGAUACCCUUUAUUUGAGCAUCGACAUGGUCGUGAUUCCAGAAGAAGGAUUAUGCCAGAGUUCUGCUGAAUGAUUAACCUCCUAGUAAGUAUGUAGAAGUGUCAUGAAAAUUAUGCCAUGCUUCUUUAUUGAUAGCAGUAAACCUUCUUCAAUUUAGUUAACUGCAGUCCUCUUUAAAUUUUUGUUUUAAUCCGACUGUAGAGUUUGUUUCCUGGUCAGAUUAUCACCACUGAGUUAGUGGUUACGACGGCAAAGACAGUGGCUUUUGAACGCUUGCAUGGUGAAUUAGAGGACAAAGACAGGGAUAAGAAGUUACAGGCUAGCAAGGGCAAGGAUAAUGAGGGUUUGUGACCUGGAUCAAGUGAAAUCAUCAAGGACAAGGAUGAAAAGAUUCUGGUGCUACAACAAAUUUGGCCUGAGGCCACAUCAAUUCUAUACAACGCUUGAGAAGUGUUGCCAAAAGUAUAUGUGGGAACCCUUUCAAGGCGUGGCCUUUGGACAGAGCUUUUGGCCACAAAACAUUGAACAUUUAUAAAGCGUGCUUUUUAGUAGUAUAGGCUAUACUCUAUAAGUAUUGCCAAAUCGUAAUAUAUUUGACAACACGUAAUGAUACAAUAUGGCUACACUUUUAAAGUGUGCUGUUUUUAUAAUUCUAAAUGCAACACCUAACAAGCGUGCCCUUAAAUUCUCAUAAAUUUCACUGAAAUAAUAAUAUUUCCUCCAUGUAUCUAAAUUUCCCCCCAAUUUCUAAAAGGCAAAACUCAAAAGUCAGUAUGCCUAUUUUCAUACAAUUUCUAAAACACAAAAAUAAGAAGUCAUUUGCUGAUUUUUUGCCCAAAUCAGAGAGAUGAUGGAAAUGAUUUUUUUGCCCAAAAGCAUUUAAAGGAUACCUCCGAAGAAAUCACUACAAUGUUCUCCCUUGCACUGUACCUCUCUGGAAUCAGGUUGUUUUUUCACUUCUUUACAAGUUUAAAGGUAGAAAUUUCUUCACUUACUUACAAUUUUUGAACUCUGAAAUCAGUUGUAGAUAUAUGUACUCUGAACUAUGAAGAGUCCAAUGGUGGAAUGGGUUAUAUCUAUGAUCAACUGGAAAACCCGAGCAAACAAAAACUCUUUUUGAUUAGGGGUGAUAAUCGCAGUGACGAUGGUUUGUUACCUAUACUAGGUAACAUAAAUCUUUGACCUAGAUAUACGGGGUCCUGAUGGAAGAGAGUACUUGUUGAUGUCGGAUGAGGAGUUGAUGAUGCAGUGUUAAAUGAGUACUCUCAAGGCUUCAGGUCCUGUUGGACAGCAUUGCAACAAGCGUGUAUUCUCUGUGCAUUUGAAGCAUAACCCAACAAGGAUUGUUCAUGAGGUUUGGUUUGAUGCUUUGUUACUGCUAGUUGAUGAAAAGACAACAAAUUCAAGAGAUCGUGUCAAUAUCCUGGAAGAUGCUAUCAGAAAUGGUUAUCGAAUUUUAAGCCGAAGAAUUGAGCAACAAGCUCUGGAUACACUUGUUGUCCAUAAGCUUAGAGGUGCCCUAAAGGUUGCUGAAAACUUAAAGCUCAUGGUUUUGGUGAGCGAAAAAGCUAGUAUCUUGAUGACGAAGCAACCCUUUCUAGAGGAAAAUGCAGGUGAUCCAAGUUGAAUGGUGGAUGUAUAUAGAGAUGGUAAUGGGGCCGGGGGGUUGAGCUUAACCCGUAAAAUUUUUAACCCGACCCCCUCCGCACCACAUACCAAUUUUUUCAUUUUUAACCCGCCCCACUCCACCCCGCAUAGAUCUGCCCUGGAUAUUUUUUUAAAAAAAUAUUAUUCUUUUAAAAAAUAUUAUUCUUUUUUAAUUAGGUUUGAUAC
Messenger RNA from Solanum tuberosum (potato), 2463 nucleotides. RefSeq names its product ruBisCO large subunit-binding protein subunit beta-1-like. The record is from RefSeq and is a predicted model, not a curated record. NCBI's taxonomy places the organism in Eukaryota, Viridiplantae, Streptophyta, Magnoliopsida, Solanales, Solanaceae. The transcript is spliced from 4 exons. The coding region runs from base 1886 to 2257 and encodes 123 amino acids.